Molecule: messenger RNA, 264 nt
Organism: Fulvia fulva
Lineage: Eukaryota; Fungi; Ascomycota; Dothideomycetes; Mycosphaerellales; Mycosphaerellaceae
Exons: 2
Coding region: 1-264 (87 amino acids)
Source: RefSeq, a predicted model, not a curated record
AUGGUGUCCCGCAAGAGCGCCGAGAAGCAAGUGAAAGACUGGGGCUUCGAACAUGUCUUCACCCACGCCUAUUACCCACCUCCCGCUCAUAGCGGCUUGACGACACAUCUUAUCUUCGAGGGCGAGCUUACGAUAUCCUACCCUAACGAUGCUGAGCCUCGGAAGGAGACGUUUGGUCCCGGCGCCCGGCUGGAUGUCGAUGCGGGAAGGAAGCAUCAGGUCUGGAUGGGAGCAGCAGGAUGCACGUAUGUGAUCGGAGAAUGA